This is a messenger RNA of Cryptococcus amylolentus CBS 6039, 2818 nucleotides long. RefSeq lists its product as hypothetical. Gene Ontology annotation, molecular function: protein binding. Gene Ontology annotation, cellular component: cytosol; peroxisomal membrane. The transcript is spliced from 8 exons. Gene Ontology annotation, biological process: protein import into peroxisome matrix, docking. The coding region runs from base 1 to 2412 and encodes 803 amino acids. Lineage: Eukaryota; Fungi; Basidiomycota; Tremellomycetes; Tremellales; Cryptococcaceae. The record is from RefSeq and is a predicted model, not a curated record.
AUGUCCGCCUUCCUCUCUGGUGCUGGCGCGGAUUGUGGGCCCACCUCCGUCCUCAAACAUGUCUCCCAGAGGGUCGACGUCGACCGCUCACUGCACCAGGACCGGUUCGCAGCUGGCCCCAGUAGUGCUCCCUCCAAGCCCUUUGGAGGCUAUACGCCAUCUACCGCAGGUGCGGAACAGCUUGGUGGCCCAUCGCGCCCAUCACCGUUCGACCUCUCUUCUCUUCGACAACACCUCUCGCCGCCUGUCCCAAACAGCCAAGCUUUCCAAAGCCAACCCUCUAAUUGGGCGAUGGACUUUGUGCCCAAGCAACAAACAGGUCCGUCGCCACAGCGCGUACAGAGUCCCCCGGCAAGCUCUCCGUGGCAGACUGAAUUUUCAUCUUCCCCUUCCCUCUAUCAGAGACAAGGUCACACACCGCCUUCUAUCGAUGCAGGUCCUGCACCCUGGGAAAUACCCCCUCAUCAGUAUCGCCCAAUCGCUGCGACACAUGGGCAUGUCCUCCCACGUCAUUUCAGUCCCGGAGAAGCUCCACAUGAGCAAUUCUCUCCCGCCAACCCGUAUCAGCCACCAAUAGAAGGGCACGCGGCCCAAUCUUCUGUCUCGCAAGAACAAACAGCAUACCGAGAUCCGCUCAAUAAAGAGCAAGGUCUCUUGGCUGCGACAGCCCGCAACUUUGUCAACUCUUCCUCUUCGACAAUGUUUCAAAACCCAAAGUUGGCGCAAAGCAACUUUAUGGCACUGGUCCGCAGCAUCGCCGACGAGUCGACCGUCGUGAAAGAAGAUGAAAUCUCGAGCCAGACGCUAAGGGGAGACAUGGUAGGGGAAGGCGCAAAGUUUGUCCAGCGGGGUGAAAAUGGUUGGGCGUCGAGUUUUGUGCAGGACAAGGGCAAAGCGAGGGAAGCCUCUAUAGAGGAUGAUGCCCAAAGACGUUCACCUUACCCAGAGGGCGACAAGUCGUACCCCGCACUUGGGUCUUGGCUCCCAGCGCUCCCGGGGCAUGCUGCCGCACCCCCGGCUUUUGCAAAUGUCGGGGCUCAAGCUAGUCAUUUAAGCAACAAACAAGACGGUGCAUGGGAACAGCAAUUCCGAGAUCAAGAAGCCCUACUCCAAUCCACCGAAACCCGCCGCAAAAGCGUACAUUUCGACUCUGAAGCCAGCCCAGCCCCAGAAUCCAGCGGUGUACCAAACACCCUCGAGGAAGCCCUAGCCUCUAGAGUGGGCAACAUCCCCGGGUCGGGCUGGGGGUGGCACGAGUCGGGGCUCACUACGCCAGAGGAAUUUGAUGAAGAGACCUUUAAUCAUUUUGCUGGGGCUUUACGUUGGCAAAAGGAGGCUGCACCGGGGCAAUCGAUAAGCGAGCAAGAGAGUUGGGAUAGCUUGGCAGACGAGUGGGACGGCCUCGUUGAGGAGGAGAAUGUGAGAGAGAAGGUGGUGCAAGGUAUGGGCGUUGGCGAUAGGGAGGAGAGAUAUCUCUUUAUGAGAAAGAAUCCCUAUGCCGAAGGCGUACUCGAGGAGCAUGACUAUGGAAUGGACGCCGAACAAGCCCGAGAUUCACCUACAAUCAAGAAUAUACUGGAACUGGAAGCCGCCGUUCAAGCCAACCCAACCUCUGCCAACGCAUGGUUCGCUCUGGGCCUCAAACAACAAGAAAACGAGCACGAAGCACAAGCUAUACUCGCCCUUUCCAAGACGAUCCAGCUCGACCCUUCUCUCCGAGACGCGUACCUCGCUUUGGCUGUGAGCUAUACGAACGAGAGCGAAAGUGAAGCUGGGUGUACGAUGCUGGAGAGAUGGGUGGCGAUGGGGGAGGAGGCGAUGGGAUUGGCGGCAAAACCAGCCAGUGGGGGUCGGGGAGUUCUGAUCGAGCGGUUGAUCGAUAUGGCGAGGAGCAGUCCGGAAGAAGUUGAUCCGGAUGUCCAAGUCGCGCUGGGUGUAAUGUUCAACAUGGUGGGAGGGGAAGAUUACCUCAAGGCUGAGGACUGUUUCCUGGCUGCACUGGCGGCCCGUCCAAAUGACUGGCUACUAUAUAACAGACUGGGAGCAACUCUGGCAAACAGCGGGAGGUCCAACGAAGCUAUCAGCUACUAUCACAAAGCUCUACUCCUCCACCCCAGCUUUGUUCGGGCUCUGUUCAAUCUCGGUAUAGCAUACCUGAACUUGGGCCAAUACAAACCCGCCGCCCAAUCAAUAGUGGACGCUCUGAGGUUGCAGCACGCCGACGCGAGCGAGGGGUAUAGUUUUGCGCAGAGGGAAGGGGGUAUGGGCGGUGGGAGCAAGGGCGUGGGGAGUGAUGCUUUGUGGAUCAAUCUGAAGGGAGCCUGUAUACAUAUGAAUCGACAUGAUCUGAUAGAGAUCAUAGAACGCAAAGAUCUGGCUGCUUUGCCCAUGGAUUUUGUAGAUCAAAAAUAGGAUGUUGUACAUAUUGUAUCCUUUACUAUGCAUGCGCUUUGAGCGUCGCUACUACUUUACAACAUGAGACAACCGGCCCUCCAUACCACAGUGCACGCCAUCUAGAAGUCAUAGACAUCCUGGCCCUGUUCCCUGGCCUGGCCUCCGACCACCACAUUUCCUUCUCUCCCAAAGCCAUCGCCAUACGGGUCGUAUGCCUGCCCGCCAGGGCCAGCAGCGCCCCCAGCCACGGGAGCCUGCUCUGGACCCAUACCCAUCUCGAUAUUCUUCGCCUGCUGCUGGAACUGCGUCUUGACCUGCAUAGUUUGGCGGAUGAGCAGGUGGCAGGCGCGUUUCAGAGCAUCGGCGGGAUUGGAGCGCUCGUCGGUUUGGAUUUUAAGGGUAAUGUCGUUCUCGAGGGGAUGAG